AUGACGGAGCCUCGACUCUCACGGCAUUUCCUGGGAGAAUCGUGCACGUCUGCUGCCUUGAUCCCCGUCCCCCAGUACCCGCACACCAGCCUCCUCGCCGUAGGAUCCUGGUCCACCGAUGCCCAGGAGCAUCGCGUGAGCCUGGUGAGCCUCCACGGCGGCCACCAGGCCGGGCCGUCACUGUCCUCCCUGGCCUCCCUGACAGUGGAUGGCAAGGUGGUGGGCCUGAGGGUGUACGGGACCGACGCCAGCCAGCGACAUGUUGUGGCGCUCACGAGGGCGGGCAGCCUGUGCUGCCUACGCUUGUCGCUACCCGAGGGAGGGGCAGAGUCCCUCCAUGGCAUGCAGGCCUCCGGCGAGGGCGUCCCCGCCGGCCGGCUGGGACCCCUGCACACCGCCCGCGGCGCCCAGCCCACCGGCCUGGCGCUCCUGGGCGCCGGCGCCCAGGCCGUCUGCGUCGACUGGCAGGGCGGGGCCCGGCUGGUGGACCUGGGCGCCGCGCCACGGCGCCACCCCGGCACCCAGCUCCUCGCGCCAGCCUCAGACCCCGAGCCAUCGCGCCGCUUCACCGCGGAGCUGUACCGCGAGCCCUGCGCGGGCAUGGCCGCGCUGGUGGGCGACGGCGACGCGCUGCUGGCCCUCACCGCGCAAGAGGGCCUGCUGGUGAUGCAGGGCGUGCUGGGCUGA
This is a messenger RNA of Auxenochlorella protothecoides, 687 nucleotides long. RefSeq lists its product as hypothetical. NCBI's taxonomy places the organism in Eukaryota, Viridiplantae, Chlorophyta, Trebouxiophyceae, Chlorellales, Chlorellaceae. The coding region runs from base 1 to 687 and encodes 228 amino acids. The transcript has 4 exons. The record is from RefSeq and is a predicted model, not a curated record.